AUGGCAGAAAGCAAUUCUCCUACCUCGAGCCAGUUGGAGCUUCCGGAAUCCCCCUCUCAAAUCAUCGGCAGACGCAGAAAUCGCCUUUUGAGCAUCAUCAAGCAAAACGAUCUCUCUCUCCUCCGUCAAUUUAUUGCCUCGUGCUCUCCCGAGGAUGUGAUUGCCCCUGGGACACCCUACUUGGAGGACACCUUGUUCAGUGCAGCCUCUUACGGUAGCCCCGAGGCUCUUCGCAUCCUCUUGGGGGUGUAUGCUGCAGCCCCAGAAAUUGUUAAAAAGCUCAAUCCCAAUUUCCGCCUGCUGCUCGACGCAUGUGGUGCAGCAAAUAUUGAUGUCGUGCGUUUCAUCUUGGACAGCCAUGCCGAUCCAGAGAAUCCGUUACCGCUCGGAUCGGUGGAUUUGCAUCAGAGAGAUGACUCCGGAGAUACGCCGAUUCUCGCCGCUGCGGGGUCGCUGAUAUAUCCCGAUGAAGAUGCCGACGAAGUGGAGGAUGAGGGCCUUGAUCGGAAUGAGUGGAUUCGGAAUCGGAUUACGCGAAGCCAUCAGUUGAUCAAUUUUCUUCUCGACCGGGGCUGUUCAGCGACAGAUGUCAAUCCCCCUUUGCCAAAUGGUCUCUCGCCUUGGGGAAAUCAGGUUCAAGACAGUGUGAUUGGACUUUCUGUGUCAACGGGUAGUGGUCCAUUAAUUCAACGGCUCGUUGAUUCCGGUGCCGAUAUAUAUCUCAAACAUCAACACAUUCAUCACCCCAGAGUACCACUUCAGUCCAGUACCACAGACACUCGCACGCAUGACGUGACUACGCUCCAUCUGGCAAGCUUAUUCUAUAAUUCUGAUGCUGUCAAAUUGCUCUUGAAUCAUCAGAAUCACAAGGCCAACGGCAACCCUGACCUGACUUCCUCCUGUGACAGUGACGGGCGGUUUCCAUUACACUGGGCAGCUAGCGGCAGUGCCGAGUCUGAUUGUGGACUCCUGGAUAAGCAGCUCAAAAUCUCAGAAACCCUUCGGCUGCUCCUCGACCACGAUUCUACUGGUAUCAACCUUGUUGAUAAAACUGGAUCUACGCCCCUGCACUAUGCUGCUAGAAGCCACGCUAGAUGCGGUUGCACCCAGUAUGCUGAGCUUGCUAUCCGCAAUUUACUCGAAUAUAAGGCUGACCCUCGGAUCCCCGAUGGCUCGGGCCGUACUAUCCUGCAUCUACUAGGGUACCACUCCCAUCAAGGCGACCCCAUCAACACCACGCUCCUGGAAUCAAUCUUGUCACAUGGUGCCAAUAUCAACCAUACGGAGAAAAACGGGAAAACAGCGUUGCACGUCUUUACUCAGAAUCUGCGACAGGUCUCAGCGGCAAAGUUCCUAAUUGAGCAUGGAGCGGAUUUCAGAGCUCGAAACACUUUUCGCGAAACGCCUUUCCAUGCGGCAGCGCGAGGGUUUUUGAGUGAUCAUGUACGCCGUGAUGGGAGAGAUCCGGAAGUGACAACCGCGAACAAGAUCAGACUUCAGGAUGAGAUUAUGCUUGCUCUGAACAAAGCUGCUGGGGAAGAUGCCGCUAUGUUGAUGAACCAACCAAAUGCGGAGGGUAAAACUCCGCGAGACUUGUUGGAGGAGACCAGAAAUAGGUGGCAGGGGAUAGCGCGGCCCAUAUCCGGCCCUGGGAGAGGCAGAGGUAGAGGCAGAGGGCAGCCAGUAGGAGCAUAA
This is a messenger RNA of Penicillium expansum, 1695 nucleotides long. Its product is annotated as ankyrin repeat domain-containing protein. Bases 1 to 1695 code for a protein of 564 amino acids. NCBI's taxonomy places the organism in Eukaryota, Fungi, Ascomycota, Eurotiomycetes, Eurotiales, Aspergillaceae. The transcript has a single exon. The record is from RefSeq and is a predicted model, not a curated record. Gene Ontology annotation, cellular component: nucleus; cytoplasm. Gene Ontology annotation, molecular function: protein binding.